Molecule: messenger RNA, 396 nt
Organism: Didymodactylos carnosus
Lineage: Eukaryota; Metazoa; Rotifera; Eurotatoria; Philodinida; Philodinidae
Source: the annotation of a GenBank genome assembly
AUGUAUUUAGGAGGAAGCUACCCAUAUCAAUCAAAUCCUUAUCAACAAGCCAUGAAUAAUCGACCAUAUUAUGGCGCACAAGGUGUUAAUUAUCCAUAUGCUGGACAAGCGCAGUAUCAACAAUAUCCGAAUACCGGUCAGUUUCUUCAAUAUGGACAAUACGGCUACCAAAAUCAAUACUACAAUAAGCCAUCCAAUCAAUAUGGUUACAAUACUCAAUAUGGAACAAAUUAUAAUAAUCCUCAAAACGGCGGCUGGCACCCUAGUUCGGGAACAAAUUCAGCUGGUUAUUCGGGAUAUCCCUAUUGGAAUGACGGGAAGAGGCAUUACGUCAGCAAAAUGUUAUCAGUUCUAACCUUAUUUUCAUUACUAUUAUUUGAGUUGCUAAAAUAUUAA